CAUUGAACAGAAUUGACUGUCCCCAAAAGCAAGUAGUCAAAAUUUCCGGCACUUUAACCAUGAGCUUGGAGCAAAACUUGACCGCUGCCCUGUCGCAGUCGCCGGAGAACAAGGCGGAGGAGGCGUGGCCGGCGGAUGCCCAACUGUACCAGCCACCGGAAGAGAGUCAACUGUUGCUUCCGGAGCGUUCCAGCUGCCUGGCGGUGAAGACCUACCUGCGUAUGUGUGGCCUGCCAAUUGUGGAGAAGAUCAGCGACAAUGCGGAGUUCAUGUCGCCGGGUGGCCGGCUGACCCAUCUGCCGCUCCUCCGUUUGGGCCCGGUCAAGACCUUUGCUGAAUUCGAGCCCAUUGUGGCCCAGGUGGAGAGCAUGCAGGCGGGCCACGCCCUGGGCAGCUGGAUGUCCGAGGAUCAGCGCGAUAAUGUCCGAAGUCUGGUGAACUAUGUGGAGAACGUCUUCACGCUGGCCGAGAUUCACAUGAGCUUCGUGGAUGCGGUCAACUAUCAGUGGUACACGGCACCGCGCAGUGGGGCUGCUCGUCCGUGGCCCUUGAGUAUGCUCCGUCGGUGGGCCAAGCGGAAGGAGGCGAUACGCAUACUGAAGGUCUACCAGUGGGAUGAUCUGCACAACGACCAGCUGCUCCACGAGUUGGGCGUCUGUGCCGACCAACUGGUCGACCAGAUGGAGCAGAACCAGCUGGAGGAGCCCUAUUUCUGUGGAUCGCGGCCCUGUGCGCUGGACGCCCUGGUCUUCGGCCAUGUGUCAACCAUCAUGACCACCAAGUUGCCCAACAUGGCGCUGGCCAGGGUGCUGAUCAACUAUCCACCUCUAUUGGCCCAUUGUUGGCGCAUCGAUCGGAGCGUGUUUGGGGGCAAAAUUCUGGGCAACGAGCCGGAGGUGGAGGUGCUGGAGUAGCCAGAGUAGCUGGAGUAACUGGAGUAACUGGAGUAACUGGAGCAGCUGGAGUAGCUGGA
Messenger RNA from Drosophila suzukii, 973 nucleotides. RefSeq names its product metaxin-2-like. Gene Ontology annotation, biological process: mitochondrion organization. The record is from RefSeq and is a predicted model, not a curated record. Gene Ontology annotation, cellular component: cytoplasm; SAM complex. Lineage: Eukaryota; Metazoa; Arthropoda; Insecta; Diptera; Drosophilidae.